CCUUAGCCGGUUCCACGUUCUUGUUCAAUACUGAGGGCAGAGAACUAACUGGUGGAGCCUUUCUCUUCUCCCAGAGGACUUCAGCACCUGGACAGCUUCUUUGGAAAAGAAAGCUCCCACGAACAUUACUUGGAGGCACAGAGAUGGAAGCCAGAAGUAAGCCCCAGCUGCUGGUGCUGCUGACCCUUUGCAGUGUGCUGUUCUCACAAACGCUGGCAUGGCCUCUCUUUGGAGCACCCUCUGCUCUGAGAAUGCCAUUUGAAGGACCAGAUGAACCUGAUCAAGGUUCAUUAAAAGCAGACACCGACAUUUUGCAAAAUGCAUUAGCUGAAAGUGACACACCCUAUUAUGAUGUGUCCAGAAAUGCCCGACAUGCUGAUGGAGUUUUCACCAGUGACUAUAGUAGACUCUUGGGUCAACUUUCUGCCAAAAAAUAUCUUGAGUCCCUCAUUGGAAAACGAGUUAGCAAUAACCUCUCAGAAGACCUUGCACCAAUCAAACGUCACUCGGAUGCCGUCUUCACCGACAACUACACCCGCCUUAGAAAACAAAUGGCUGUAAAGAAAUACUUGAACUCGAUUCUGAAUGGAAAGAGGAGCAGUGAGGGAGAAUCUCCUGACUUUCCUGAAGAGUUUGAAAAAUGAUGAAAAAGCUCUUUAGAGCAAAGCUGCUGAUGACUUCCCAGUGAAUUCUUGAAGGAAGAUGAUAAAGUAAUUAUAUUUUGAGUUCUACAUAAGUAAUUCAAGAAAACAACUUCAAUAUCAAAACCAAAUAAAAUAUAUUGUGUUGUGAAUGCUGUGGUUUAUUUUCCUCCAGUGUAAUAACUGUGAUGUUUACAUUGUAAAUAUUAUUUGAGAGUUCUAAAAAUUUUGUCUUUAACACUCAUGAAAUCUUGUAAUUUCAUAUGCUGUGUAUCCUUUAUAACAAAAAUAUAUUUAAUGAUAAGUAAAUAUUAGGUUAUUUCCAAUUAUAUGAGACUUUUGGGAAGGGUGGUGAUAGAGCAAAAUCAAUGUGUUUAUUUAUAGAGUUGCGUAACCUUUCAGAAAAGUUGAGCAAAUAAUCAGUGCAUCUAAAUUUGAAUAUUAAGCAAACAGAAUACUGUGUUAAAUAAACCUCAAAAUGUCUAAUAUCAAGAACAAAGAGGAAAAGUUGUCUUCAAAAAAGAUUGUCACAGAGUGUUGUUUUUCCACAUUUUUAGGCUACCUUUACUUUGAAUGAGAUUAGAAAUCUCUCAAAUUUGUAUCUCAAAUUGCCAAAGGCUCUAUUCUGAGUUUGUAUUUCAAUUAAGGAAAAUGGCCCCUAGUUCUGGCAUGUGGAUCUUCCCUUUAUGUUUGUGUUAUUUAAAGAUAUGUAAAGUGAAAACCAAAUGGAAAGCUUGUUUUUGAGUA
Choloepus didactylus (southern two-toed sloth) is the source of this 1388-nucleotide messenger RNA. It is a transcript of the gene VIP, whose product is annotated as vasoactive intestinal peptide. Gene Ontology annotation, molecular function: peptide hormone receptor binding; neuropeptide hormone activity. NCBI's taxonomy places the organism in Eukaryota, Metazoa, Chordata, Mammalia, Pilosa, Megalonychidae. The coding region runs from base 144 to 644 and encodes 166 amino acids. The transcript is spliced from 7 exons. Gene Ontology annotation, cellular component: neuron projection; perikaryon; extracellular region. The record is from RefSeq and is a predicted model, not a curated record. Gene Ontology annotation, biological process: positive regulation of endothelial cell proliferation; adenylate cyclase-activating G protein-coupled receptor signaling pathway; negative regulation of potassium ion transport.